Molecule: messenger RNA, 504 nt
Organism: Symbiodinium pilosum
Lineage: Eukaryota; Dinophyceae; Suessiales; Symbiodiniaceae
Source: the annotation of a GenBank genome assembly
GGCUCCUCACAAGUCGAGAAGGAUUUGUUGAGAGCCAAGGUACACGAGGCCAUGGCGGUUCUGGUUUUGGCUUGCAAAUAUCCUCAAGAUCCGCAGUGGGAAGACACCCAGGUGGCCUCCAUCGUGCUUGCAUGCAAGGCCUUCAAGAAUGCGCAACUGCAUCGCCAGAAGACCUUCGAAGGGCGUCGGAGACUCCGGCUGCUGGCGCAGGUGUUGUCUGCCGAUACCCGCGACCGCAUCGUGAAUAUGCCUGGCUGGGACAAGCUCCACGAUCUCUGCCUGGUGAUUGGAGAGCUGACAGCGGCAAUGAUCGCAGGAUCGGCGCUGCAUCGAGGGCUCUCCACAAUGGUCUUGAAUCUGGUGAGUCACACCACGAGCCAUGCCUACGACACAAGCACAGAGCCCUUUGGACGCAAGGAGGUUGGAAACAUAAAGAUUGAGCGUUGGGAGUGCACAGGUUACCUGCUAUCUUUCGACUGGCAUGCCAAGGCCAAUAUGAUCUAG